Messenger RNA from Polyodon spathula (Mississippi paddlefish), 3882 nucleotides. It is a transcript of the gene atp2c1, whose product is annotated as ATPase secretory pathway Ca2+ transporting 1. The transcript has 27 exons. NCBI's taxonomy places the organism in Eukaryota, Metazoa, Chordata, Actinopteri, Acipenseriformes, Polyodontidae. Gene Ontology annotation, cellular component: Golgi membrane; endoplasmic reticulum; plasma membrane. Gene Ontology annotation, molecular function: ATP hydrolysis activity; P-type calcium transporter activity; ATP binding. The record is from RefSeq and is a predicted model, not a curated record. Gene Ontology annotation, biological process: intracellular calcium ion homeostasis; manganese ion transport; calcium ion transmembrane transport. Bases 261 to 3056 code for a protein of 931 amino acids.
UUUUUUAAUGCCUAACGCAAUUACCAUUAAAGACUGUACAGUAUUUAUCGAGAUUACCUAUGACUUCAAGGUAAAGUUGUAUCCAUGAAAAUAAAUUUGACUCUUUGUGUUAAAAUUAGAGGGUAAAUUAAUCCUACACCGAAAACCUAACCUGGAGCGUUCGCUGGUUGCAACUGUUUUUUGUAAAAAACCACCUGAGCUAGAACGCCUUUGCGUCAGUGCGUAGCAACACCUCCUAUGAGAUUCUGCGUGUUGACCUCAUGAGCCGUCACUUGGAACUGUGGAGCUCUCGGAAGAUGCUGAAUAUAAGAAAAUUAGUGCUUGCUGAAGAUCUACCUCGCUGUGAAGAUGAGAAUAUGGUUCCGGUACUAGCAUCAAAAAGAGCGAGUGAACUGCCGGUGAAUGAAGUAGCCUGCAUUUUACAGGCUGACCUGCAGGAUGGUUUGAGUCACAGUGAGGUUUCCCGUCGGCGUGCGUACCAUGGCUGCAAUGAAUUUGAUAUUUGUGAAGAAGAGCCCCUGUGGAAGAAGUACAUUUCACAGUUUAAAAACCCUCUCAUUCUGCUUUUGCUGGCAUCUGCUGUAAUCAGUCUGCUAAUGCAUCAGAUUGAUGAUGCUGUCAGCAUCACUGUGGCCAUUAUUAUCGUUGUAACAGUUGCCUUUGUACAGGAAUAUCGCUCUGAAAAGUCUCUUGAAGAACUGGGCAAGCUAGUGCCUCCAGAAUGUCACUGUGUGAGGGAAGGGAAUCUAGAACACAUGCUUGCAAAGCAGUUGGUUCCAGGAGAUACAGUUUGCCUGUCUGUUGGAGAAAGGGUUCCAGCAGAUUUACGUCUGUUUGAGGCUAUUGAUCUAUCUAUUGAUGAGUCAAGUCUGACAGGAGAAACGACCCCUUCAACAAAAUGUACUGCUCCUCAGCCUGCUGCAACCAAUGGGGACCUCACCACAAGAAGUAAUAUUGCUUUUAUGGGAACAUUGGUUAGAUGUGGAAAAGCAAAGGGAAUAGUUAUUGGAACAGGGGAAAACUCUGAAUUCGGGGAGGUUUUCAAGAUGAUGCAAGCUGAGGAGGCACCCAAAACCCCUUUACAGAAAAGCAUGGAUUUGCUUGGAAAACAGCUCUCCCUGUAUUCCUUUGGCAUCAUAGGUGUCAUAAUGCUUGUUGGUUGGAUGCAAGGAAAGCAUACACUUGACAUGUUUACUAUUGGUGUAAGUUUGGCUGUGGCCGCCAUUCCCGAAGGCUUGCCCAUUGUGGUGACGGUGACAUUGGCUCUCGGAGUAAUGCGAAUGGUGCAGAAGAAUGCUAUUGUAAAGAAACUACCAAUAGUGGAAACACUAAGCUGUUGCAAUGUAAUUUGUUCUGACAAAACUGGAACACUGACCAAGAAUGAAAUGACUGUUACCCAUAUAUUUACAUCUGAUGGCCUCCAUGCUGAGGUUACAGGAGUUGGAUACAAUAGUUCAGGAGAGGUGAUAUCGGAUGGUGAAGUGAUACAUGGCUUUUCCAGUUUAUCUAUAUGUAAAGUUGUAGAGGCGGGGUGUAUUUGCAAUGAUGCUGUUAUUAGAAAUAAUACAUUAAUGGGAAGGCCUACAGAGGGAGCUCUAAUUGCUCUUGCAAUGAAGAUGGGAUUAGAUGGUGUUCAGAAAGAAUAUGUUAGGCGAGCUGAACACCCCUUCAGCUCAGAGCAAAAGUGGAUGGCUGUCAAGUGUGUUCACCAAACCCAGCAGGAUAAGCCUGAGACAUACUUUAUGAAGGGCGCCUAUGAACAAGUGAUACAUUGUUGCACAACCUAUAAUAGCAAAGGGCUGACCCUGCCACUUAACCAACAACAGAGGGAACUGUAUCAGCAAGAAAAGACAUACAUGGGGUCUGCAGGACUGCGAGUACUUGCCUUUGCUUCUGGUCCGGAGAUUGGCCAGCUUACCUUCCUGGGUCUGGUGGGAAUUAUAGAUCCUCCAAGGACAGGGGUGAGGGAGGCUGUAGCUACACUGAUUGGCUCAGGGGUUGCCAUCAAAAUGGUAACUGGAGAUUCUCAGGAGACUGCCGUUUCCAUUGCUAGCCGAUUGGGUCUGUACUCUAAAGGAUCUCAGUCAAUUUCCGGAGAAGAGGUUGACCAGAUGGACAUUCAUCAGCUAUCGCAUGUAGUUCCACAGACAGCCGUGUUUUACCGAGUCAGCCCCAGGCACAAAUUGAAGAUUGUGAAGUCUUUGCAGAACAUUGGUUAUGUGGUGGCAAUGACAGGCGAUGGAGUGAAUGAUGCUGUAGCACUGAAAGCUGCUGACAUAGGAGUGGCAAUGGGGCAGACUGGCACUGAUGUGUGCAAAGAAGCUGCUGAUAUGAUUCUGGUUGACGAUGAUUUUCGGACAAUCUUGUCUGCCAUUGAAGAAGGGAAAGGAAUUUACAAUAACAUCAAGAACUUUGUCAGAUUCCAGCUCAGCACGAGCAUUGCAGCACUGACUUUAAUUUCAUUGGCUACUUUGAUGAAUUUUCCAAAUCCUCUAAAUGCAAUGCAGAUUUUAUGGAUUAAUAUUAUAAUGGAUGGACCUCCAGCUCAGAGUUUGGGAGUUGAACCAGUUGAUAAUGAUGUCAUACGGAAACCUCCAAGGAAUGUAAAAGACAGCAUUCUCACCAAGAACCUGAUAGUGAAAAUUUUAGUUUCAUCACUUGUCAUUGUGUGUGGGACACUCUUUGUCUUCUGGAGAGAGUUGCGUGACAAUGUCAUAACACCCAGAGACACAACCAUGACCUUCACCUGCUUUGUGUUUUUUGAUAUGUUUAAUGCACUCAGCUCGAGAUCACAGACAAGAUAUAUUUUUGAGAUGGGCCUGUGCAGUAACAAAAUGUUUUGUUAUGCGGUACUUGGAUCUCUAAUGGGACAGCUGCUUGUCAUUUACUUUCCACCAUUGCAAAGAGUUUUCCAGACUGAGAGCCUCAGCAUGUUUGAUUUACUUUUUCUGAUUGGACUAACAUCUUCAGUGUGCAUUGUCUCCGAGACUAUAAAGAUGAUAGAAAGAAUGAGUGAUCGAAACCCAAAGCAUGAAACACCUUUUCACGAAGUAUGAUGCAUAUUGCAUCUCCAGUAAUGGAAUAGGCGAAAUCUGAAGAACUGGAGACAACCUGGUGAAAUUGACAGCAAACGUAUAUUUGCAAUUUUUUUUUUUAUUAGGAUUUUUGUUUUAAUAUUUUCCUAACCAUAAAUCUACAGGGAAGGCACUGGCUCCACAACGGCUACUGUAAUGGCAACACAUUUUUCCCUUGAAGAUUUGGGUUGCUGCUUUAGGUCUAAAACCUAUCAUCUUUCAGAAAAGUCAUAAUUUUUUAUUUUAUUUAUUUAAAGGUGGGGUUUUUUUUUAUCCUUAAAACAUUUUGGUGGUAGAUUUUAAAGGCACAGUAUGGUUUGUGACUUUUUAGCCAUUCCAUUUGCUCCUAUUUUGAGUAAAAAACUAACUAUAUUGUAGCCACAAUAUUUAAUUUAUUUGAUUAUAUACUAGAAAAUGAACUGUUGAAGUACUUUGUGCUACCAUUUUGUAUACAAAUUUUGGAGGAGGUGACCACUGGUGAAUCAUGUCCUUUUUUGUGAUUAAGCCUUUUCUAAAAAAAAAUAUGAAUAUGGUAUGUUUGUGUUUUAUACAGUGUACUGAAUAAGUAUGACUGUGUAUGAUUUGGUGUUGAAUGAAGCUAUGUACACAGUUCCAUUCUGCAUGUUUAAGUGCUCAGUCUGUACAUACUGUAUACUAGGUUCAGUUAUUCAGUAUACAUUUAUUGCAAAUUAAAUACUACCCCUUCUUGUACGGAAACUAUUAAAUAAUUGGUUUAUGGGUGAUGUUCUUGUUCAUGUAUCUGACUUUGUUGUGGUUUUGUUUUGUUACCAGUAAAAAAAAAAAAAAA